This is a messenger RNA of Gossypium raimondii (Peruvian cotton), 1873 nucleotides long. Its product is annotated as abrin-a. Gene Ontology annotation, molecular function: rRNA N-glycosylase activity. Bases 183 to 1760 code for a protein of 525 amino acids. The transcript is spliced from 3 exons. Gene Ontology annotation, biological process: negative regulation of translation. NCBI's taxonomy places the organism in Eukaryota, Viridiplantae, Streptophyta, Magnoliopsida, Malvales, Malvaceae. The record is from RefSeq and is a predicted model, not a curated record.
GGCCAGCGGUGGCGUGGUUACAGGUGGCUAGGGAGGGCCUAGGUCGGCCGCCACCGUUGCAGGUGCGCAACUUGCGCUGGCGACAGCCAGAAGGACCAGAUUGCAAAUACAAAAAUGAGCACAAGCUCAAGAUUUACACAGUGAGAUUCACCACUGAAAGAGCCACCAGGAACUCUUAUCUGAUGUUUAUGAAGGAUCUGUACAAUGCAUUGACAGAGCGUGCAGAUAGAAGCGGAGACAUGCCGAUAUUGCCUCCCCGAUCUGCACAGCCUACUGAUCCUCGGCAAUAUGUUCUGGUAGAGCUCUCAAAUGGUUACCAAACUGUCACAUUAGCCUUGCAUGUCAGUAAUGUGUAUAUCUUGGGUUAUCGUGCAAGUGCGGGCUCCUAUUUCUUUAGCGAUGUCCCAGACGAUGUACGUAAUGCUUUGUUCCCAGGCAGUACUGGCCUACCCUUUACAGGCAGAUAUGGGGCACUUGAGGGUGCUGCGGGAGUAGAUGACAGAAGGGAAAUCCCUCUGGGAAUGGAUGAACUACGCCAACAUAUUGAUAACCUGAAUUACAUCAACCCUAAUAAUAACCAUGCCCCUAUCGCAAGAGCCCUCAUAGUUUGCAUCCAGAUGGUUUCCGAAGCUGCGCGAAUGAGAAACAUCCAGCAACAAAUACUUGCAGUUGCAGAGCCUCACGCGGAUGGAACUUAUGGAACGUUUAAUCCAGAUGGCUUAAUGAUGGAGUACGAAACCAGCUGGGAGGACAUUUCCUCGGCCAUUCAAUCUGCAACAGAUGGAAUCUUCGCAAGGGCAGUUCGUUUAGUAUAUGAUGCUCAAGAAUUGGUUUUAAGCACCCUGAGGCAAGUUAUUUUCAUCAUUGCAUUAAUGCCAAUGGAAUGUAACCCAAGAGCUAAUUUGCAGCUUUUGCGCAUGCCAACCUCAACUUCUUCUUUGAGAUCCAGUGGCUUGGUAGAUAACAGUGACACUUGUGAAAGAGUGUUAGCACCAACCUCACAUAUUACUGGACAAAAUGGUUUCUGCGUUGAUGUAUACCAGGGGAGCUACCACGAUGGAAACAAAGUAAUCUUAUGGGAAUGUGGACAGAACCAAGCCAAUCAAUUGUGGACAUUGACAUCAAAUGAUAACACAAUUCGAUCUGGCGGAAAAUGCUUAACCACUUAUGGAUACAGCUUCAAAAAUUAUGUGAUGAUCUAUGAUUGUGAGACGGCUGUUCCUGAUGCCACCAAAUGGGAAAUCCGCAGUGAUGAAACCAUAAGAAAUCCCAGAUCUGGGCUAGUUUUGACGGGAAGUAGAGAUAGUUCAGGUAUGAUUAAUUUGGUUGUGGAUCAUAAGUAUGAUGGUUCUAGGCAAACUUUCUAUGCCAGCAACAAUACAAAGCCAGCAGUGACCACCAUUGUCGGUUACAAAGACAUGUGCUUGCUAGCAAGUGGAAGUCGGGUGUGGCUGGAAGACUGCGUGAGCAACGAUGCUGAACAACAAUGGGCGAUAUAUCCAGAUGGGACCAUCAGGCCUCAAAAGAAUAGAAACGGGUGCCUCAAGUAUGCAAAUGAUUAUAGUGGGUUGGUCAACGUGGCUACGUGUGAUGGAUUUGUUGAGGAACGAUGGGUAUUUCGAAGCGAUGGAACCAUUUUGCAUAAGAUGACUGAGAUGGUAAUGGAUGUGCUUGAUCCUACUGCAACCCUUCUUGAGGUCUCGGCCAAUCAUUACAACAAUCAACAAUUUAGCCAGAUUUGGUUUCAGGUGCAACCAUGAAAACAAAAAAGAGCAUAUGCUGGUCUCUUUCCAUGUAUUGAAUGAAUAAAUGCUGGGAUGAUCAUGUACCCAACACCGUUUGCUAAUAGACACUUUUUAUCUUCUUCAAAUAA